Neomonachus schauinslandi (Hawaiian monk seal) is the source of this 1512-nucleotide messenger RNA. It is a transcript of the gene HHLA2, whose product is annotated as HERV-H LTR-associating 2. The coding region runs from base 1 to 1512 and encodes 503 amino acids. The transcript is spliced from 11 exons. The record is from RefSeq and is a predicted model, not a curated record. NCBI's taxonomy places the organism in Eukaryota, Metazoa, Chordata, Mammalia, Carnivora, Phocidae.
AUGAAGGCACAGGCGGUGCUGUCCGUCAUCCUCAUUCUUGUACCAUCUCUAAGUGGAUUUCAUGAUACAUUCUUUUUAGCUUCCCCCGAUCUUGUUACUACUGAGGAAGAGCAAAUAGUCAUUGGAAGACUUGGAGAAGAUAUAAUUCUCCCUUGCUCAUUUGAAAGUGAGCCUGAAGUCGUAAUUCACUGGAAGAAUCAAGAUAACUAUGUUUACUCAUACUACAAAGACAGUGACUAUUUGGAAAAUCAAGAUCGCAGAUACACAAACAGGACAUCCCUCUUCCAUAGUGAAAUUCACAAUGGGAAUGCCUCUUUAUCUUUAAGAAGAUUAAGCCUUCUGGAUGAAGGAAUUUAUGUAUGCUAUGUGGGAACAACAUCUAGAAAAAUCAUAAAUAAAGUGGUACUAAAGGUGGGAGCUUUUGUCACACCUCUGAUGAAGUAUGAAAAGAGGAACACAGACAGCUUCUUAAUAUGUAGUGUGUUAAGUUAUCCUCAUCCACUUAUCACAUGGAAAACUGACAAUACAUCCAUCUCUGAAAGCAAUAUGGAAAAAAUUGAAUCUUCGGGUCAUUUUUAUGUUGACAGUCUGAUAAAUAUUACAGGAUCAAAUUUAUCUUAUGAAUGUGCUAUUGAAAACUCAUUACUGAAACAAACAUGGACAGGGGGAUGGGCAAUGAAAGAUGACCUUCAUAAAAUGCAAAGUGAAAAUUUUUCACUCUCAUGUGAACUUAAUAACAGUAUUUUUUUACUGGAUCAAGACUUCAAAGUCACUUGGUCCAAAGUAGAAAAAGAGACCUCCUCCACCCUGGCUUACUUUCUGAGCUCCUCACGAAAUACAAUUAUCUAUGGACCCCGAGUAUCCUGGAACAAAGAACAAAUAAACCAGACUGACUUUUCCUUGACUUUGAAGGAUCUUAUUCUUUCAGACAGUGGGGAAUACUUAUGCAAUAUUUCUUCAAGCAAAUAUACUUUCCUCACCAUCCAAGCACUGCAUGUAGUAGGAGAUACUACAGCAUUUGAAAAUGAAGCCCAGAUUGGGGGUGGAGGAAGUGAGGGUGACAAAGUAAGAAAAUGCUAUACCUUGCAGGACUUUCUUCAGGAGGAAAAAACAGAGUCAAAGCAGAACCACGUGGAUAAUUAUUCCAUCUUUGGUGAUUUUGGGUUUCCUGGCAAUUUGCAUAUUCUGUAUAUUAAAAAGAUACAAGUGUUCCAGGAGAGGCAGGCUAGUCUUGCUUAUUACUGGUUGCUCCUGUCCCUUAGCUGGCCAGAAGUAGAAAAAUAUGGGAAAUCACAGCUGAUGAGGUAUUUCUACACUGACUGCAUUUUUAAGGCUGUUUGUUGGAAGAAAGAUAUGAAAUGGGGAGUAACUGAGAAAGGUCUUCUGUCUAUACUGAGAGGGCCAACAUGGCUAAUGCAGAAGAGAGCAAGGCUCUUUCAGAACACCCAGCUAGUACAGGAAAUUAAGACAGGACUGUGUCAACACAUGAAGAGCAUCCUUAAUAUCCAGUGA